Molecule: messenger RNA, 1940 nt
Organism: Acipenser ruthenus (sterlet)
Lineage: Eukaryota; Metazoa; Chordata; Actinopteri; Acipenseriformes; Acipenseridae
Product: pleckstrin homology domain-containing family B member 1-like
Exons: 6
Coding region: 334-909 (191 amino acids)
Biological process (GO): regulation of cell differentiation
Cellular component (GO): membrane
Source: RefSeq, a predicted model, not a curated record
ACUAACAAGAACAAGGCAAUGCUGUCCUUCGUGCUUGGAGAGGAGGGUUCCAGACUGUCCUCCCUGCCUGGAUAACAGUGCACAGUGGCUAAUGCUGGUCACACUAAUCCUGUAUUAUCUAGCAUGUCAGUGGUGUGAUUAAAAGGGGCAGAGCCUAAAAUAGCAGAAAAUAAACAUUCGGCAUCCUCCCAGAUUGCAGGCUCCUGUAUCUGUGAACAUACCUGGCAGAGCAAGUGGGAUCUGUUCCUGUGCAGAAGCUGUUGGAAGUUAUUGGAAGUUAUAGCCUAGAUCUACUUGAAAGUACUGAUUUGAAUUUGACUGGGAUCGACAGAAAUGGCUCUAAUGAAGUGCGGCUGGCUUUGGAGAAAAAGUUCUGUCCUGCGUCGCUGGAAGAGGAGCUGGUUUGACCUUUGGGUGGACGGGAACCUGGUGUUUUACCAGGAUGAGACCCGGAGAGAUUACGAGGACAGAGUCAGGCUGAAGUAUAAAUGCACCAAUGUCAAGGCAGGGUCCGAAUGCACAGGUGUGGAGACCCCAGACGGGAUCUCAAGGCACUGCUUAGUGAUAAUCUAUAUGAAGAAUGGAUCUACACUAAUCCUCUGUGCAGGCAGUGAGGACGAGGCUCUGGCGUGGAAGCUGACAAUGCUGGAAGCAAAGGCCAACCCGGUGCAUUUCUACAACCCCUAUGAUGAGAAUUAUCACGCAGUUCCAGUGGAUGGCCACAAUGCGGUCUACAUCAGUCCAGGAUAUCCUGGUUAUGGCUAUGGAGCAGCUGCAGGCGUGCCCCACGUGGUUGUGCAGCAGCGGCCCUGCGGCAUGCUGGGAGAGGAGGUGGCGCUGGGGAUGCUGGCAGGGAUGGCCACUGGGGCGGCGCUACGCACUCUGAUGUGGAUACCCUUCUGGUGCUGAAGAGUUCACCUUCUAAGAAGAUCCUUCGUUAUCCCUCUUCACAGUUACCAUUGCAGAGAUCCUCAAAGCUGCAGUGCCCCACAGUUCUGUUCCAGUUGUAUAGUAAAAUAUCACCCCUGGAUGGCUGUUUAUAAUGUUCAACAGUAGAAAAGACCAUCUUGGACUGGCAGUUCAUUUCCAUUCCAUAAAGGCAUUCUGGACACUGGUGCUAGUGUUGAGGCACUUGUUUGUAACGUUAAUGACUACUUCUCUGGUCAACCAUAAUUGUAUACUAGUUUGGAAUUUUCCAUUUCUUUACAACAGCAUUCACUACUUAGCAAAGAAACCUGACAGCUGGAGUCACUAGACUAGACAACCUUUUAGUUUUCAUACACUAGAACUUUUAUUUUUUUCAAUUUGGAAGUUCAUAUUUUUUUCUUUCUUGUUAGAGCCCACUGGUCAUCAGUAUAGCUUUUUUUUUAGCCAAAAAGGUACAAGUGUAUAAAUAUAUACAGGAAGCAUAUACAAUACUUUACAAAUUAUAAUAACAUAUAUAUAUAUAUAUAUAUAUAUAUGUAUUUUCUGUCCUAUAUUUAAAAUACACAGUCCCCCUCUCCUCAACAUGGAAGAACAGCCUAGUUUCUGUUACAGCUGAGCUUUUCAGAUGAGCACGGCCAUGACCACACAGCUUUCUAGGAAAAUGUGGAGUCUGGUUCCACUGUGUUGAGAAAAUGCUGAGAGCCAGGCUUCCUCAGACAGCCAUGGGACGCACUCACAAAGCAAACUCAGGAGCUAGUGUAUUUAAAUAAAUACGUUCUUGUCAAUUUUUGUUUUUUGUAUAACAGGAUAGGGUUGGAGAAUAUAACUUUAUAGUAUUCAUAAAAAGCAGACUUUGCAAAAGAUUCUUUAAAUAAUUAAUUAGUUAAAGCUUUGUUAGCAGGGCCAAUAGUACCUGUAUUGGAGCUGUGUUUCUUGCAGUCCCUAUUUUCAACCACCAGGAGGAGACUGUUACAGCAUACAUAUGCAUGGAUUACUAAGCAUGAGCUACGUAA